Oxyura jamaicensis (ruddy duck) is the source of this 2526-nucleotide messenger RNA. RefSeq names its product gap junction protein alpha 9 (gene GJA9). The coding region runs from base 418 to 1974 and encodes 518 amino acids. Gene Ontology annotation, biological process: cell communication. Lineage: Eukaryota; Metazoa; Chordata; Aves; Anseriformes; Anatidae. Gene Ontology annotation, cellular component: connexin complex. The record is from RefSeq and is a predicted model, not a curated record. The transcript has 2 exons.
UAUUGCUUUCUUUUUUUUGCUGUUCACCUGAUGCUGAGAUGGUUCUUAAAGCUUGGGAAGUGCUGGAGAGGGGAAAGGGAAGAUCGUCUGAAGGAAGUCUGAACAGUGGAUUUUUUAAAUAUAUUUUUUAUGGGAUUUUUCCCCGUAGAUGUUAAUUUGAUUAAGGUUAAAUUAUGCUUGGAGCUGUAGCAGACUGGCCAGCAGAUUGAUUUUCUCCUCCCUCCAUCCCUAGCAAGUAUAAAUUCAGUGUGCAAAGCUUGCACUCCGUCGGUUGCUCCAGUAGUGAACCGAACUGUUUAUAAUGUGAAAUGCGCUCACACGGAUGGAAGAUGUCAGGGGUCGUAAGUUUUCAUUGGAUGCCAUAGAGCUUAAUUUUACAGAUUUUUGUAGCGAAAGUGUUAAGAUGGCAGAAUAACCAUGGGAGACUGGAAUUUCCUUGGAGGCAUUUUAGAGGAGGUCCACAUUCAUUCCACCAUUAUUGGGAAGAUUUGGCUCACUAUCCUCUUUGUAUUUCGAAUGCUUGUCCUCGGAGUGGCAACUGAGGAUGUCUGGAAUGAUGAACAGUCAGAAUUUAUCUGCAACACCGAGCAACCCGGCUGUAGAAACGUGUGCUAUGAUGAGGCCUUCCCUAUCUCCCUCAUAAGGUACUGGGUCUUGCAGGUUAUCUUUGUGUCUUCCCCUUCCUUGGUGUACAUGGGUCAUGCCUUAUACAGACUAAGAGCCUUAGAGAAAGAGAGACAAAGGAAGAAAGCUCAGGUGAGAGUGGAGCUUGAAAGCACUGAAUUAGAAAUGACCGAAUAUCGGAAAAGGCUGGAGAGAGAACUCCGGCAACUGGAUCAAAGGAAGCUGAACAAAGCACCCCUGCGAGGCUCUUUGCUCUGCACUUACGUGAUACAUAUUUUCACUAGGUCUGCAGUGGAAGUCGGUUUUAUGAUUGGCCAAUAUCUGCUUUAUGGGUUUCGGCUGGAUCCCCUUUACAAAUGUCAGAGAGAUCCAUGUCCAAACGUCGUUGACUGCUUUGUAUCAAGACCGACAGAAAAGACGGUGUUCAUAUUAUUCAUGCAAUCGAUAGCGACUGUGUCAUUGGUUUUAAAUGUCUUGGAAAUUAUCCACCUAGGAUUACGAAAAAUUAAAAUGGGUCUUUGUGGGCAGGAGGACAACAAGGGUGGCCAUGGCAAUUUCUACAUAAACAAAUCUAAGAAAUACUCUGUGAUACCACGGUCUUCUUUGGGAAUGCCUGCAACCCCUCCAAAAACUCUUCCUUCUGUACUUAGUGGUUAUGCAUUUUUAAUGGAAAAGCAAACCGACACUGCCAUCUACCCGGUUCUAAAUUCUCCUCCCAUGUUUCAGUCUCUUCAAAAUAACCAUACAGAAAAUAGCAGCAACUACACCCAUCACAAUCAGGAAAAUAAAUUGCCGAGGAAAAGGCCAGCUACAAGUGCUUUAAAUGAUCAGAAUCGAAAUAUUAGCACAAAUAACGAGGGCUUGCCUAGCAGGCCUGAGACUGAAGCAAAUAAUUCUCAGAAAGAAGCUGAUCAGAAACAUUUCCUUGCUGGUACUCAGAACGCAGAUACAGCUCCAAGUAUGUGCUUGAGAAGCUUUGCUGAAAUGCCGUCACAACCAUCACUGCAACCUUGCACUUUUCCCGCUGCCAGCUUCAGAAGGCAGCAAGGAAUCAUUUCCUCCUGGAACUGCUCCGCAGCCGUCGAGAGUGCUGGCUCUUCCACGAAUUCCCUCACAAAGAGCAGCAGCAGAAGACAAAGUGGUCUCAGUGCAAACCAAGGGCAGCCACCUUCCAAAACCGACGCCAGAAAUCGCAGCCGCCCAGACACUCCCGACUCCGUUGGGGAGGUGAGCUCCGGCUCUCGCCAGAGCAGGGGCUGCGGCAGCCCCCAGCUGCUCCCCGUGUCCGGGCGCCCGUCCCUGUCCAGCAGUGCUGGCAGCCGGCGUGCCCCCACCGACCUGCGCAUAUAGCGCGAGCGCGCCGGUGAAUCACGCUACCCGGUGCCGGGGUAGUGACUGGAAGUUGUGAUAUACGAGCUUUUUAUAAGAGUAGCCGCCUCGUUUGACUUCCACCAUCUGUUUCACAGAAGUGAAAAUAGAAGUUGUGUAGCCCUUUGCUUAUUAGCUAAGUAACUUUUAAACAGUCUGCUUCUUGGCAAUGAAAGGAUGGCUUGAAGCUCAGUGCCAAACUUGUACGUUAACACCCCAGACAAGAAGGAAAACGUACAUCAUAUAAACCCAUGCAUUAGGAAGUCAGGACUAAAAUUACAGCUGUACCUAAACAGAUAAAAGUAGAAGACAAAAUUACAGUCUAAAAAUGUAUUUUACAAAGACCAGUAAAUGAAAUUAGGCUAAAGAAAGCACUAGAACACCUGAGAAACAUGAAUUAUCAAUAAAUAACUUCAUUCUUAAUCUAAGAAUUCACAUAGUUGAUAGCUCUUUGGAAGAAGAAUGUCAAGUAUAUUCUGCUGUUUGAACUAUUAAAUACAAAAAUAACAAAACAUUGGAUAAAUGUUUCAUUUA